Colletotrichum truncatum is the source of this 432-nucleotide messenger RNA. RefSeq lists its product as uncharacterized. NCBI's taxonomy places the organism in Eukaryota, Fungi, Ascomycota, Sordariomycetes, Glomerellales, Glomerellaceae. The record is from RefSeq and is a predicted model, not a curated record.
AUGCAGUUCUUCACCGUCCUCGCCACUGCCGCUGUUGCCUCCGCUGCUGCCAUCAGCAAGCGUGACGUUACCUUCAAGGUCUCCGAGUUCAGCGCCGGCUGCAUCCCCCACAGCACUCAGUGCUUGUACUUCUUCAACGUCAUCCAGCCCGGUACCAUGGAGACCACUGGAGUCAACUGCUCCAGCCUUGUCCCUGCCAACCUUGACGGCACUCUGCCUGACGUUACCGAGGGCACUUGCAAGGAGUCUUCUCGCACUUUCAACGUCGCUCGCAGCGCCGAGGGCCUGACCUUGACUGUCUCUCAGCCCGUCACUCCCAGCAGCAACCAGACCGGCUCCCACCUGCUCCCCAUCGACCAGUUCGUCAUCUCCAACGAGCCCAACGCUGUUGUCCAGUCCUACACCGGCCCCAGCGAGUUCGACCUCGAGUAA